Python bivittatus (Burmese python) is the source of this 1184-nucleotide messenger RNA. Lineage: Eukaryota; Metazoa; Chordata; Lepidosauria; Squamata; Pythonidae. The record is from RefSeq and is a predicted model, not a curated record.
UUACGCAAGCCCCUUCGCCACGACAAGGCAGUGAUCCAUGAAGGAGUUACAGACAUAACCGUUAAACAAUAAUCCUGAUACAGCAAGGGCAACAGAAGGCUUGAACGUUGGAGGAAUCCAUGCUACCUGAUAGACAAAAACCAAUUCAUUUUUUUACAAUUAACCUUGGUGGAAGCACGAAUAAAACACCAGUACUAUAAAUUCAAAAUUCAUUUAAAUGUUGACUUUAUUUGUGUGAUGACCAAUAUAUUGUCUUUAUUUUACUUAGGUACAAGGUGGUGAAAAAGAUCUUCAUUCGGGAACUGUGGGUGGCAUCAUCCAUGAACCCAUGUCUGAUUUGGUAGCUCUGCUUGACAGUCUUGUGAAUUCAUCUGGACAGAUUCUGAUCCCUGGAAUGUAUGAUGAUGUGGCUCCAUUUACACAACAGGAGAAAAAGCAGUAUGAGUUAAUAGAAUUUGAUGUGGAAGAACACAAAUCAAAUCUUGGAGUGCAGGAAUUCCUCUAUGAUACCAAGGAGAAAAUACUCUUACAUAUGUGGCGCUUGCCAUCUCUCUCUAUUCAUGGGAUAGAGGGAGCUUUUUAUGAACCAGGCAUGAAAACAGUUAUACCAUCAAGAGUCAUAGGAAAGUUUUCAAUCCGGCAAGUCCCUCACAUGAACCUGUCUAAAGUGGAACAUCAGGUGAAAAAACAUUUAGAAGAUGUAUUCUCUAACCGAAGAAGUCCAAAUAAACUGACAGUGUCUAUGGAAAUGAGUUCAAUGCCCUGGAUUGCCAAUAUUAAUGAUCCUCAGUAUACAGCUGCUAAAAAGGCAAUCAGAAAAGUUUUUAACCAGGAUCCAGAUAUGAUCCGGGAUGGAUCAACAAUUCCCAUUGCCAGGGUCUUUCAGGAUAUAACAAGGAAGAGUGUGAUGAUGCUUCCAAUUGGCGCAAUGGACGAUGGGGAGCAUUCCCAGAAAGAGAAAAUAAGCAGAUUCAACUAUAUCAGUGGAACAAAGAUGUUUGCCUCCUUUUUACUGGAGAUUUCAAAACUUCAAGCCUCCAAUUUGAAAACAGUGAUAUGAUGGUCCAUAAAACUACAGUUUUAUUCGUUUCAUGUAUAUCUUAUGUAUGGAUGCAGUUCCAAAUGCAUAUAAUGACGCUAUAUGAAUCCUUCCAGAAAUAUAUUUUCAGAGUGAUAAAUCCUUA